Messenger RNA from Patella vulgata (common limpet), 3182 nucleotides. RefSeq lists its product as uncharacterized. The record is from RefSeq and is a predicted model, not a curated record. Bases 160 to 3162 code for a protein of 1000 amino acids. Gene Ontology annotation, cellular component: PRC1 complex. Gene Ontology annotation, biological process: negative regulation of transcription by RNA polymerase II. Gene Ontology annotation, molecular function: promoter-specific chromatin binding. NCBI's taxonomy places the organism in Eukaryota, Metazoa, Mollusca, Gastropoda, Patellidae. The transcript has 8 exons.
ACAGUCAGCCGCCUGUCACGUGACCCAUCUAGGCCAGCAAGAUUUGAACGAAAGAGCCAGCAGACUGGAGAUUAGGAAUGAACCUCGACUGUUUUAACAAUGCUUCUGCUGGCUAAAACACAACUAUUUCUAAAAUAUUGAUGAUCAAAUUCAGAUAAAAUGUUACGAAAGGGGCGAAUACCCGUUACAGAUGUUAACCCCCACUUACUGUGUGUAUUGUGUGGGGGAUAUUUUAUAGAUGCUACCACCAUCAUAGAAUGUCUACAUUCUUAUUGUCGAACUUGUAUCGUUCGUUACUUAGAAACCAGUAAAAUGUGUCCAUUAUGUGACGUUUUAGUUCACAAAACCAAACCGCUGGAAAAUUUAAGGGCAGACAAAACGUUACAAGAUUUGGUUUAUAAACUAGUACCCGGUUUAUUUGAGUCUGAAAUGGCCAGCAGAAGAAAGUUUUAUGCUGAACAUCCUGAAGCCUGUAAAGACAUUUCUUUAGAAGAUAGAGGCGAUGCCGUUAUGGAGAAAAACCUCGAUUCUGAAGAAGAGCAGAUCAGCCUAAUUUUGGAACUCAGUGCAAAUGGAAGGCCACCAGGUAUUGAUAACUCUAAUGCACAGAUAACAGACCGUCGUUAUUUAUUAUGUCCCAGUGCCGUGACCGUAGAACAUCUAAAGAAAUUCAUCCGCCUAAAGUUUGCUGUGCCUACUAAAUAUCAGAUACAGUUUUAUCAUACCCGCCUAGAAUUAUCCGAUAACUUGACAUUAUGUGAUAUAUCAACAUUAUACACGUGGAGACGGACUCAACCUUUAAGGCUGUUCUAUAUGAUAUACGACCCACCCCCUAAUCAACGGAAACUGGUUUCCAUACCGGAAGACAGGAGACGGCGGUCUAGUGUCAAAAAGUCAAAAGCUGAAGUAAAACGGAAAAACUCGAGGGAGUUUGACUUUAUUAGUGCAGAGAAGGUCGCUAAAAUAGCCAAGAAAGGAGACCAGUCAAAUUUGCUGGGAAGUGACUCAAAAUCUGUCCAGUCAAACGGUAUGCAGAUAGAUAAAUCAGAUAUGCGCACUGUAACCCGUGACGUAAAUGAAAAUUGUGUUUUACCUCAAUCCGAAGACGUCAAAACUGAAGUGUUCAUUAAUGAUACUAAAGGGCGUACGUGUAUAGAUAAAGCAAACUCUUUAUCUAAAUUCACAUCAUUGUUUAUUAAACCAAAGACGCCACCUAACGGCAAACAUAAAUUAUCUCGGGGUAAUGACUGCCACCUAAAAUCAAAAAUAAGUAAAUUGGACAUUUUCCUGAAGAACACUAGCAGAAAAAGUAAAAAUUGCGACUCGUCCAAACUAUUAAAUGAUAAUAAAAUUGUUGAUGGCAUGAAGCUACUGAAGAUCAACAAAAAUGGCGAGGUUUUUAAGUGUCCGACGUUGGAUAAUAGUGAUUCAUUAAAAAGUCCAGUUAAAAGUUCAGACACAGUAAAAUUACCCAGAGGAAGUCGAAGUGGGGAAAGUCUUAUCAGACCCGGAAAGAACAUUAAAGUUAAGGAGAUAAAAUCCACAAAUUGUGCAAAUAAAAGUGACAGUAGUGAAGAUGAAACUAAAACUCGUGUGAUAAUUGAUAUAAAUCGCGCAGCACCCAAAUCGCCAUUCAAGUUCUUUGAUACAAAGAAAACCGUUCUUGUGCAUUCGUCCUUAAUUACAGACCUAAGUUGUAGUAAAAGUGAUAUCUCCACAAAAUUAAACAAUAACAAAAGUGGUGUAGCGAAGAAAUUAUCAAUUAAAAAAGACGAGGUUGUGACGAAACCGCGAAAUAAUGAUCAAAUUAAUGGUAGCUUGCAGCAGAGCAAAGUUGAAAUCCCUGAAGUAAAUGUGGGGACAAAGGAUAAAAAGUAUAAAAAUACCGCUAGAAAAGUAAAAGACAUGUGUGUACCUAAUGCAAAACAAACGAAAGUAAAAACUGAUGACGUUUUGCCCAAAAACAAUAAUAAUGACGUCGUUGUGAAAAAUGACGUGGCUGUGAAGAAUGACGUCCAAAGAAAUAGUGAUACCUUAGUGAAAAAUGAUAUCAGUGUGAAAAAUGAUGUUAUCGUGAAAAAUGAUGUCGGUGUACAAAUUGACGUGAUAAAUAAAAGUGAAGCAAUUGUGAAAAAUGGUGUGGUUGUUAAGAAUGACGCCAUUGUCAGAAAUGAUAUCAGUGAAAAAAAUGAUAUCGAUGUGAAUAAGAAAAAGGAUCAAACCGAAGAUGAUGUAGAAAUAGACAGUGGAAGAGAGUAUUUAAAAAAGAAGUGGUUCAAAAGCAGAAUUAGCAGAAAUUCCAUCUCCAAAAAUAGCGAUGUCAAAAAUGGCGUCAUUCUGAACGAAAAAGACGAAAAAUGUGAAUCUAGUGUUAAAAACAUACCAGCUAUUUCUACACAGGAAAACGCAAAAUCUGAAAACAUGAACAGUGAUAAAACUAAUAAAAAUGCCACUUCAACACAUCCAGACUCUAACUGUGACCUAAACAAAGCAAAUAAGGAUGUUAAGAUACAAAAACAUGACCUUAAAAACAUUUUAACUGUUAAACAAAAAAUAAAAGCAAGUGACGAAUACGCACUUCAGACAGGGGGAAUAAAUAACAUUUCAGAACUAUCCAAAAAUAAAACAAUCAAGGCAAACGUGAGCCCAGUAAAUGAUCAAAAUGUUGAACACGUGGGAAACACUAGUAAGAGUGACAUUACUUUGAAAUCCAAGGAUAAACAAAAUGACGUAGCAGUUAAGCCUGUUAAUAACGCCAUUGACCAAAUUAAGACUGGUAAAAAUGACGUCACACCAAAGACAGAUGAUGACGUCCUGGCCAAGCCAAAAAAUGACGUCACGGCAAAGCCAAAAAAUGACGUCACGGCGAAGCCAAAAAAUGACAUCGUUAAGUCAAAAAACGACGCGCCGAAAAAGAAGGAAAGCAGAAAUGGCGUCAUUGCAAAUGAACUUUGUGAAUCGAACGCCGAGGUUCAAAAGAAUAGUACUAAGACUGAUAACGAUAAUGUAGAAGAUAGUGCUCUUUGUCAUCAUAAUUCGCUAAUAUUUAAUGCCGGCUUUGCUACCGACCCUUACUCGUUCGAAAUGGAUCACCAGCCUUUAGAUCUUUCGGACGUGUCGCUUAAAAGAUGUGUGAAAAAAUCGGUGAUUUUAAACAAAUAAAAAGGAUGCUUUAUUUACAA